CUUCCUCCUCCCUCAGAGCGCGUUCUUCACGAACAUUUCCUGUCGCGUUAGUGACUCACGUCCAUCUCCGCGCGUUUCCUCUCAGCCGAGGGAGGAGGAUGAGGCUCGAGCCGAACUAACAGUGUACACCCGGGGUCAGACGGAAUGGAGCGGCUCGGUUCCGUCGCGUUCGGAUCGCUUCUUCUCGUGUGUCUGCUGUCUGGUGCAUCAGCUCUGUUCAACACAGCCAAUCCAGACAGAGUGUGUAAGUCAUGUGACCCUCAGCCGGCAAACUGCAAGGCGAAUGAGUGCAACGUAAACUGCAGCGUAUCAAGGCCCUGCCCGAGUCCAAAUGUCUGCGCUGCCGUCUGGUGGAGGGAUGCUGGGGUCGUGACGGUGGAGACGAAGUGUCAUGACCCGACACAGCCAUUGAGAGAUGUGAUGCUGGACGACUACAGCAGCUCGGACUGUGUGCUGUCGAUCAGCAACACGAACCCUAACAUCCGUCUGUGCGCCUGUACGGGACCAGAGUGCAACAAACACAUUCUGCUGGAAAAACCCGAUGAACGGACAUUGCCUACAUCAGAACCUAUAGGAGGGUUCAGACUCCCUCAGCUCUGUAGGUUCUGUGACAUUGAUUUUACCGUGUGUAACGCCACCGGUGUCUGCAAAUCCUCCUGCAACCUCUCCUCCAUCUGUGAGAAUCCCAGUGAGGUCUGCGCCAGUGCCUGGAUGAGGAAAAAUGGGAGUCCCAUCAUGGAGACGGUGUGUCACAAUCCAGCGGUGCGCUUUCACGGUCAGUAUCUGACAGACUACAACAACACCAUCUGUCAGAUGAAGCAGGUGAAGGGCAUGGAGGAUUUAUACAUCUGCUCCUGCAAUGCAGAAGAGUGCAACGAUCACCUCUACUUCACUUACGUGCCACCUGAUCCUAGAGACCUUGAGAAGACUCUCCCGCUGUUGGUCACUCUGGUUCCUGUGCUGAUCGCUGUCGUCGUUCUCCUCUCGGCCGUCUACUACUAUCGGGUGUUCCACCAGCAGAACCUCAAAGCGCCCAAAACCAAAGGCAUUGACAGCGAGACCUGCGCCAUCAUCAUGAGCGACGACGACCGAUCCGACAGCAACUCGGCCAACGCCAACAGCCUAAACCACAACACCGAGCUGCUCCCCAUCCAGCUGGACGCUAUAGUGGGGAAAGGCCGCUUUGCUGAAGUCUACAGAGCCAAACUCAAGCAGGGAGCGACGGACGAAUCCUUCCAGAUGGUAGCGGUCAAAAUAUUUCCCUACGAAGAGUAUGCAUCGUGGAAAACAGAGUGGGAGAUUUUCUCCGACGCCGAACUUCGGCAUGAAAAUGUGCUUCAGUUUUUGACCGCCGAGGACCGGAAGAUAGAGCGACGCUAUUGGCUGAUAACGGCCUAUCACGAGCGAGGGAACCUGCAGGAGUUCCUGACGCAGCACGUGAUUGGCUGGGACGAGCUGUGCCGAUUGGGUAUGUCUCUGGCGAGGGGCGUGGCUCAUCUCCAUGCUGACCGGACGCCGUGCGGACGCCCUAAAGUGGCCAUCGUGCACCGCGACCUGAAGAGUGUGAAUGUGCUGGUGAAGUCGGACCUCAGCUGCUGUCUGUGUGACUUCGGUCUCAGUCUGAGACUCCAUAACUCCAUGACUCCUGAAGAACUGGCCAACAGCGGACAGGUGGGGACGGCCAGAUAUAUGGCUCCUGAGGUGCUGGAGUCCAGGAUGGACCUGGAGAACAUCGAGUCCUUCAAACAGGCCGACGUUUACUCCAUGGCCCUGGUUCUGUGGGAAAUCACGUCCAGAUGCAGCGCUAUCGGAGAUGUGCGGGAGUACGAGCCUCCGUUCGGGAAGCUGAAGGAUCAUCUGUGUGUGGAGAGCAUGAAGGAUGAUGUGAUCAGAGACCGACUGAGACCCGAGAUACCGGCCAGCUGGACUAACCACACGGGCGUUCAUCUGCUGAGCUCCACUAUAGAGGAGUGCUGGGAUCACGACCCCGAGGCGCGUGUGACAGCGCAGUGUGUCGUGGAGAGAUUCGGUGAAAUCAGCAGCGCUGUGAUCUCGCCCCUCGACACCGACACCAAGAGCGCACAGGAUUCUGGGAACGAUGAGGAGGAGAUCUGAGCCACAGACACCCGUCUGUCCAACCAGCUGAUAAACAGCCUUUUAGACAAAGUGACAUUUGCACUUUUCAGGAACAACUAAACACACCAAAUCCACACAUGUGUACAGCACAGGUGAUGCUUCCUUCUCUAUGAACUCAUUCUCCAUAUCCAGAGCGAGUGUAUGACGCCAGUCGCUCGUUAGCAAUCAUUAUAAGCUUCAGGGAAAAUCUGCUUCGCUGACGUGAAACAGGCAAACACAGAGGAAGUCCUGACGCAAAGGAUUCUGGGACAUGUGAACUCAUACCAAGAAAAUCCAAGAGACCCUAUGUGAAUUUACAGUAUUAUAAAGCCGCAAGUUGAUUAUGAGCGAUAAAUCUGAUCGAAUCCAGCUGAUUUAAGUUUUUAAUAAAGUGCUGUCAAACGAUUUAUCGCUUUCAAAAUAAAAGUUUUUGUUUGCUUACUAUAUGAGUGUGUACUGUGUAUAUUAAUGAUGCUUUUAUACAUACAAACACAUGCAUGUGUAUAUAUAUAUAUAUAUAAGACAUUUUUUAUGUAUUAUAUUUUUAUAUAAAAUAUAAGAAUAUAAAUGUAUAUGCAUGUAAAUAUUUUAAAAUAUAUACAUGCAUGUGUUUGUACUUAUAAUAUACAUGAUAGAGAUAUACGGUACACACUUAUUAUGUAAACUAAAACGUCAUUUUGGAUGCGAUUUAAUCGUUUAACAGCACUAAAACUAACCAAAGAGAACUGUGAGCCAAAGACGAUCUGGAUUAUAGAGAUGAAAUAUGAAUUCUGCUGAUUUUGAGACUCUCAGCUGAAGCUGUUUGUUUAUUAAUGUGAAAAUAAGACUUUUACCCACGUGCCUUACAGAGCCGAGGUUCUGUUGACGAUCAGAAAACGAGGAUCUGAAAUAACAACUUCAGCGUCUGAUAUCAACAGUUAGAAAAGCCAAGAAAAGAGCACUUUUUGCAUAUAUGCAUAUAUAAUCAUUGUGUAUAUUUGUUACAUUUUUUUUAUAAAACAUCAUAAUAUCAUUGUUUGUGAAUGUUGUUUAUGGACUGCUUACACACCGCAGCUGAAUAUAGUGCUUUAACUCAAAUUAGUUGCACACAUUAUUUCAUGUCAAGUCAACGUGCACAUUCGUAGCAGGCCAAAACGAUCAAAAUAUGCUCUUCUGUUAUUCUGAUUUCUGUUAUCAAAUGCUUUUAUGCAAGGAAAGAUUACUCCAUAUAAUAAAAUCUGUAAAGAAACCAGGGAUUUUGUGAGGAUGAUUUGAGGCUCAGACUCUGCCUCCUGCUGGAGAGAUUCAGCAUCACACAAAUACGAAAUAAUAAGAGUUUGUGUUUAUUAGCUGCUCUCACAAUAACAUCAGUUUUCGCUUAGAUUACCAUCGUUUCAAAUAUGUAAUAAUUCAUAUAUUAUAUGAUGGUUUUUCAUAUUUUAAGAUUGAAAGCCAGGUUUCGGAUACAAGUAAAUAAAAAAAAAAAAAUCAAAUAAAUAAAAACACCAUACAAAUGUGAAUUAAUUAUUGCAUGUUUGAAAUGAUAUUAAUCUAAACUAAGAGUGAAACAAACAUAAUUGUAUAAAAAUUUUGCGUAAAUAUCAACAUGCUAUUUCAAAUAUUGUUGGCCUGGAUAUUUUUGUUUGUUUGUUUGUUUGUUUAACAGGAGAGGAGUGAAGAAAACAAAGAAAAUUUAAAGUAAAUGACACUUGUGAACAGAA
Messenger RNA from Carassius gibelio (silver crucian carp), 3815 nucleotides. RefSeq names its product TGF-beta receptor type-2. Lineage: Eukaryota; Metazoa; Chordata; Actinopteri; Cypriniformes; Cyprinidae. The record is from RefSeq and is a predicted model, not a curated record. Gene Ontology annotation, molecular function: SMAD binding; metal ion binding; activin binding. The transcript is spliced from 9 exons. Gene Ontology annotation, biological process: protein phosphorylation; transforming growth factor beta receptor signaling pathway; cellular response to growth factor stimulus. Bases 145 to 2115 code for a protein of 656 amino acids. Gene Ontology annotation, cellular component: signaling receptor complex; plasma membrane.